Messenger RNA from Neurospora crassa OR74A, 708 nucleotides. RefSeq lists its product as hypothetical. Bases 1 to 708 code for a protein of 235 amino acids. NCBI's taxonomy places the organism in Eukaryota, Fungi, Ascomycota, Sordariomycetes, Sordariales, Sordariaceae. The record is from RefSeq and is a predicted model, not a curated record. The transcript has a single exon.
AUGCCCAGCAACCGCACCCAUAUCAAGAAAGAGCGGGACAACCCUUACCCCGACAUUGACGACUACCGUCGCCAUUACCGCCACGACCGGUCCAGAUCCCCUCGCAGAUCCCCCCCUCGAGCCGAGGUUGACAAGGGCAAGGGCAAGGUCAAGCUUGAAGAAGAAGAGGAAACAGAAGAAAAGAAGGUCUUGGUCCGCAAGCGCGUCAAGGAAGGCGAGUACACUCCCAAGCCUGAUUAUCCGGAGUGGUUGUUAUGGGUCGCCGGUGCCGUAAUCAGUAGGGAGGACCGCAGGAAGCACAAGUACAGCGUGGAGAAGCGCGGUGGCUCUGGAGCCUCCUCUGGUAAGGGCAAGGGCAAGGGCAAGGGCAAUGGCAAUGAUCGAGAGCACAUAGGCAGGAAGGAGUACCUGGAGGAGGAGAGAUGGGGUUACGGUCAUGGUCAUCAAGGUGGCCAGAGCAGAGACGAUGAUCAUGAUGAUGGCUAUCGUAACGAGGCCGAGCGAUUGGACGCCAAAAUGGAGGAGCUGUUGAAGCUACCGCAUCACGUCCUUGAGGAUAUGAGGGAGGAGGAGGAAGCAAGGCAUGAUGAAAUGCUCAAGCCGAAUUAUCGGCGGCGGAAGUAUGGUGUUGCAAAACGGGAAUGGGACAACGAUGAGCGCAAGACCGUCUAUGAACGUUACAUGCGCUCCUUGCGUGAGGAUCCUUAG